This is a messenger RNA of Asparagus officinalis (garden asparagus), 1528 nucleotides long. Its product is annotated as pentatricopeptide repeat-containing protein At1g05600. The record is from RefSeq and is a predicted model, not a curated record. Gene Ontology annotation, molecular function: protein binding. The transcript has 2 exons. NCBI's taxonomy places the organism in Eukaryota, Viridiplantae, Streptophyta, Magnoliopsida, Asparagales, Asparagaceae. The coding region runs from base 20 to 889 and encodes 289 amino acids.
GACCCACCUGUUGUAUUCGAUGCUGUGGAGGAUCUCUCGGAAGGGGUGCGAGGAUGACGUCGUGGUUUACAGGAUGCUUCUCGAAGCUCUGUGUCGAGAUGGGAGGGUUAAGGACGCAGAGGAGGUGAUGGGGAAAGUGCUUUUGAAGGGGCUCCGGUCGAGGGCGAGGCGGAGGGGGUUUAGAAAGCCGGAGCUCGAGGGGUUGGAUGAGGAGGGUGCGAAGGAGAGGAUCGAUGAGGGGUUGGUCUCCGGCGGGGUGAGGAGCCUGAGGAGCUAUGAGGCGGUGAUCGGGGAUCUUUACGAGGAGGGGAGGAUUAAGAGUGCGGAUAAGGUGUUUGGUGAAAUGUGCAAUAGAGGGUUUAGGCCGACGGUGGGUUUGUACGAGAAGAAGAUUGCGGCUUUGUGCGAUGACAAGAGGGUCGGUGAUGCGGUUAGGGUUUUGGAGACGGAGAUGAAGGAGAGGGGUUGCGUUCCGAGCGUUAGGGUUUAUGAUCUGAUAAUGGGAGGGUUUUGCAAAGAAGGGAAGGCGAUGAGGGCGGCCGAGAUGUUGAAGAGGAUGGAGAGGCAAGUGGGUUGUGUUGCCAAAAAAGAAACUUUUGAGAUUGUGGUGAAUGGAUUGUUGGGCGAAAGGAAGUUUGUUGAGGCUUCUGAGGUUUUGGAGAAGAUGGCGAGGAGAAAGUAUUGGGCUGGGAGCGAGGUUUACAGUGAAGUUGUUCGAGGACUCUGUUGUGCUGGGAGGAGAUAUGAGGCUGUGUUGUGGUUAGAGGAGAUGGCGAGCCAGGAGAAGGUGCCGGAGGUCUCUGCAUGGAGCUCGCUGGUGAGCUUGGUGUGUGUUGAUCAUGAUUCAGUACAACUUUCGUCGCGUUUGGAUUCUGUAGCAGAUGAUUAAGUACGAGAGCCAGUUUAUUUGCGAACAAGUAUGCAGCAUGAUGUUCUGCAGCAACGUACUGUGGGUUCACAAUAAGUGCUUCGAAGGUGUAACUUUUUGUGUUGGUCAGUAUGUUCCAAGAUGGGCAGAAAAUGAGUAGCGGAAAUGAGAAUGUUGCUCUUAUUGAGGAUGCAAUGAGAAGUGAGGGCAUCCUUAGGAGGUCAGAGGUUGCUCUUAUUAAGGAUAGAAUGAGAAAUAAUCGACCGUGAUGGCAUGGUCAUAUUCAAAGGGGUCCGCUAAAAAUACCCACCGGGAGAUUAAAUAAAGAUUAAUAGCUAACGACGGCACAAAGGAGUAACGAUAGACCUAAAAGGACUUGACUGGAAGCAGUUAAGAAGGAAACGAUAAUAUUCAACUUAAUGGAGAAGAUGACCUUAAAGGGAUGAAUAUAAUUCAGGUAGCCGAUCCAAAUAAAAUGUGAUGCGUGAUUUGUUGUUGUUGUUGUUAUUAUUGUUGGUAUUGACUUCUUGUGAUAAUGACAGGCGUGCCGUCAACAUUUCAGAUUUGAGAAAAUAAUCUUGUUGUUUGUGGUUUGGGUUGAUCUCUUUUGGCGAUAUUUUCGGAGCUCAUCAGUUCUUGAAUGAUGGGUGUCUGGCUGGA